AUGCCGAUUUCAGAUGAGGAAGGGAGGAACACCGUCAGUCCUCCCGAUCAUGCGUUUUCCAAUCAAGAAACUAUAGAAGAGAUCGUUGUGGAAGUCGAAGAUUCUGGUGACGACAAUGACCUGACAGCUUCCUUCCUUCCACCAACGGGCAACGAUGAUGAUGCCGGCGUCUUUGCCAGUACUUCGAAUUUGGCAGCUGCAGCUUCCAAUCCGCACUCUUCCCUGCGAUUGCUUGCCCGCAAGAUUGGAAAUGUACUGUUGACCAUAACUCUAAUGACCAUGAUCAUUGUCAUUCCGCUUGUUACCUACAGGCAGAUUUCGUCUAAAAAGGUCGACUUUGCGGCCUUUGAAUCAGCUGCUGUGAUGGUUAUUGGAACAGUCGUUUUAUCAGCGCGAUUGGUAUAUCUACAUUUUACGCAUUGGUACAUGCCCAAGGUUCAGAAAUAUGUUGUACGCAUUAUAUGGAUGGUUCCCUUGUAUUCCAUUCAGUCUUGGCUCAGUUUGCGAUUCCGAGACUCUCGAAUCUACAUUGAUGCAGCCCGUGACUUGUAUGAGGCCUACGUCAUUUCUAGCUUUGUAUACUACUUGAUUGAAUUGUUAGGAGGACAAGCCGAGCUGGUUCGAAGGUUGCGACUAAUUGCCAGAGAAGAUCCUCAACGAGCACGGCAUCUCGGAGAUCAUGGCUACUUUCUCAAUCAAGUAUUAAAGCCAUGGAAUCUUGGAGUCGAGUUCAUGUUACAGUGCAAACAUGGCGUCCUGCAAUAUGUUGUUGUCAAAACAGUGGCAACCGUUCUGACCUUUUUCUUUCAAUGGUUGGAUGUCUACGGGGAGGGUGAAUUCAAAUGGAAUGCCGCGUAUCCAUACCUUGCCUUCUUUUUGAAUAUCUCUGUCAUGUACGCUUUGUAUUGCCUUGUCAAGCUAUUCCACGCUAUUAGUGAAGAUUUGCGACACCCCAUUGAUUGGCAUCCGCUGGGCAAGUUUCUGUGCGUCAAAGGAGUUGUCUUUUUCACUUGGUGGCAAGGAGUCAUCAUUUACUACUUGUACGCCCAUGGCAUCAUUGGGGAUGCCGGAUCUUGGACUGGCGAGGAAGUUGCGAACGGUCUAAUCGAUUACUGUGUAUGCAUUGAAAUGGUUGCCUUUGCCAUUGCUCACUCGUAUACCUUUACCUACACGGAGUACCUCCCAUCUACCAUCCAAGAAGCAAUGGAGGAAUAUGAAGGGCUGCAACAACAGGAAGAAGGGGAUUCGGAGAAUGACAACGAUCGAUCCAGUUCAUAUCGCCCACCCGACACUUUGCCGACGCCAAUGAACUUUCGGGAUGCCUUUAUGAGCAGUACUCUUCCGUCCGAAACACUUCGAGACAUUCGACGACUACAAUAUGGAAUAGACCAAGCAGUGGGCGAAGCUAUGGAUCCAGGGACAAUUAGCCUGCAAGACAUUAUGGCCAAUGAAGCACUGCAGCAAGAAUCAUAG
Messenger RNA from Cylindrotheca closterium, 1473 nucleotides. Lineage: Eukaryota; Bacillariophyta; Bacillariophyceae; Bacillariales; Bacillariaceae. The record is from the annotation of a GenBank genome assembly.